Messenger RNA from Paramisgurnus dabryanus, 4968 nucleotides. RefSeq names its product homeobox D9a (gene hoxd9a). Gene Ontology annotation, cellular component: nucleus. NCBI's taxonomy places the organism in Eukaryota, Metazoa, Chordata, Actinopteri, Cypriniformes, Cobitidae. Gene Ontology annotation, biological process: regulation of transcription by RNA polymerase II; embryonic skeletal system morphogenesis; DNA-templated transcription. Gene Ontology annotation, molecular function: RNA polymerase II cis-regulatory region sequence-specific DNA binding; DNA-binding transcription factor activity, RNA polymerase II-specific. The record is from RefSeq and is a predicted model, not a curated record.
GUUAAUCUGGCCCGUAAAAAAGGAGCGGUACCACCUCCGUUCGAGUGGCGUGUUAUAAAAAACACGAGGAAUCGGGAGACAGAAUGUAGGCUAUAAUGUCGUUACACGUUGGUUACUAUAAAAAUAGUUUGUCUUUAUUUGUGAAUGUAGAGAAACAAACAUACCGUUAUCAGCGGACUGAUUUACUCUCAGUAUUAGUAAAUAUGAUCACGUGAUUCAUGUAACCAAUCGCUGAAGAUGAAGGCAGCAAAAAUACUAUGAUUGCUCACAGGCAAGGUUUCCGUAACGGAGUAACGUUUUAUAUGAGUUCGUGGGGAUCCGAAAAUGUCGACUAGUUCAGCUCUGAGCAGCUAUUAUGUGGACUCUAUAAUGGGGCACGAAGCGGAGGAUGUGUACGGAGCGCGUUAUGUCCAGGGUUCACACGCCGCGCCCGCGAGGCCGUCAGGUGUCGGGGGAAAUGCGGAUUUCUCGUCUUGCAGCUUCGCACCCAAGUCAGCCGUGUUCCCUACAUCUUGGUCCUCAGUCCAUCAACCUUCUGCUGCUGCAGUUUCUGGGAUUUACCAUCCGUACGUUCACCAGACCCAGCUGGGAGACAACAGAUAUGUGCGCUCCUGGAUAGAUCCAGUCUCCAACCAUAUUUCUUUUUCCGGGUUCCACUCCAACAGCCGGCAGAGCGGGUCAAAGACUGAAAAUGUGCCCUCGAAAAGGACUGAAAGCCGUGUGUUUGAAGCAGAGACGCCGACAGUUUCUGAAUAUGGCUGCGGCGUUGAAUCUGAAUGUCCAGACAAAUCUACUGAAGAAAGAGUUGGCAAUAAUAUUUCGACUCAUAGUGAACCAAAAGAGGAGAAACAACAACAACUUGACCCAAGCAACCCGGCAGCAAAUUGGAUCCAUGCACGGUCAACAAGAAAGAAACGAUGUCCGUACACGAAAUAUCAGACUUUGGAAUUGGAAAAGGAGUUUCUUUAUAACAUGUAUUUAACGAGGGAUCGCCGCUACGAGGUUGCACGAAUCCUGAAUUUAACAGAGAGGCAGGUGAAAAUCUGGUUUCAGAACAGAAGGAUGAAAAUGAAGAAGAUGAACAGAGAGAGAAACAAUAAAGAUCUGCAGUGAACGGAGCAAUACUGCAGUGUAUAUUUUCACAUUUGCUCGGUUUAGAAUCGUGUUGUUCUGUGUCGUUAAGUUUUCUUUGAGUUACAAUUCAGGAUUGUUAUCUAUGCCUGUCUUAGCAUAUCUUCUGUUUAAUUUAGCAUAUAUUCAGAGUCAAAAUAGCUGUUUUAUGUGACCUUGAAAAAAAUUAUAUUCCAUGCUAACUUUAUCGUACGCACAAGGUAUUGGUUUUAGAUAAAAAAAAAAAAACGUUUGGCUUUGGCCGCAUAAAAUUUGUUUUCCCCAGAUGGAAAGGUUUGUUCAGUCUGAGAACCACAAUAAUUCUGUUUUGUGUCCUGUAGUCUAUAAUGCAUCGUAAAUAAGCUAUAUUAUUCGUCAAAUUCUUGCAACUAAAAUGUUUAUUGAAAGAGGAAUAAAACCCGUGCUCUGAUAGUCCUAGUUAUGGGCUGGUCUUUGUCUGUCUACAGUAUAAUGCAUGCAAACGAACGCCCUCAUGCAGGCACAACAAAUACAAUUUGUUCUUUAAUUGGAAAUUAAGUCGGAAAAUCACAUUCUUUAAUGAUAAUGUUUAGUCUUUUAAAUGCACUUGCUGGUGUGGUAGAUAUCGAAAAGUAUUUCAGUUGAAUGCUUCAUAUCCUUCAUUUUUUUUUUUGCCAUGGUGGAUCCACGUUUCUUUUUUCAGUGGAUGUCUUCCAACCCGUAUUUAGAUCUUGUUGGACAUUCACAAUGUUUAUUGACGUCUACUUCACCCGUCUGAAUCAGAUUGUGGAAAUUAGUUUAUUUUAAGGACCUUUUUUUAAAAUAAGUUGAAAAGUGUACUGCACAUUGAACUUAUUUACAUUUUUAAAAGAAACUUUAUUUUAAGGCAGGGUGAAAACGUCACGGCAAGAUACAUUUUGUUUGAUCAUAACACAAAAUAGAGGCUGGUCGGUAAUAUUGCUAAACAGUUUAUGAUUGGGAAAAGUGUUGCAAGGACCCCCAAUUUAUCGUCAAACCGGUACUAAGAAUUGUUUUAAAGCAGGAAGAUACUGGGUCUAAUAAAGCUAUAGAAAGAGAUAGACGUCUGGUCUAAAUGAGUUUAUGGUGUAGGACCGUAAUUGCUCUUCUCUUUGAAACUAACCUCACUGGUUUUUGUGUCUGUUACUCGCAAACAGAACUGUAGCCACUUUUCGACGGGGCGUCUGGUCGAUGUAUUGUAAAGACUAAAACAGUAUCGACCCCCAGCAAACUGAAAGUCACGUUUAUUUUGGAAAUGCAUCCACACUUUUUACUUAAAUCUUUAAAAUUUGUUUUUGACAGUAACAGUAUAUUUAUUUUAGAUUAAUCGUUUUCAUAAAUUCAUUUUUAGAAAAAGGUCGAGAAAUGACAACUAAAACUCAAAAUAGUAAAGUUUUUAUUACAAGCAUGUAUUUGUUGCAUAUUCUGUUUUUAGAUGAUUACAAUCAAGUCUUAAACAGACACAUUUUAUCACGAUAAAUAAAAAUAGAAAUAAAUAAAUGUGGAGAGAGAGAGAGAGAGAGAGAGAGAGAGAGAGAGAGAGAGAGAGAGAGAGAGAGAAAGAGAGGGGGAGAGAUUUUCAAAUAAUGCAAACUAAAGAAACGUGUGCAUUAUUGCCGCUAGAGGGCCUCGUUGUUCUGUGAAAAAAAGGAGAAUGCUUUUGGCAGAUCUGUUGUAUAUAGGGAGCUUAGACGGCUACGAUUAACUAAAUCGAGAUUUGCUUCUGGAAAGUUUUUCUUAUCUCGAAAAAAAUAACUGCGUCAAUUAACUCCAUUGAAAUGGACGAUUAAAAUGUAUCCAAUAUCACUGUAAGUUGCUUUUUAGAAUAAAUCGUUCUGAUUUGGUUUAGAAAAGACAUCAAAGGAACUGGGCCAGUAGGUUGGUAUAUCAUGUGCCACUGUGAGUUAAAUACUUAAUUCAAAAGGGGAAUUAAAUAAAAACAAGUCAUUUUAAACUUUAUAAUCUUAGAUGACAAUGACCGAGAACAUCGGCUUGAGAGAAAGCAAAUUAAAACAAAGACAUUCGCAUCGAGACUAAAUUGACAAUAUAUCCAGUCUAAAUUAUACAUCUUACAUACAGUAUUAUCCAUCUUAAUAACAUAUACUAAAUCCAAAGAUAGCCUACUGUCCAUCUCAAAAAAACAUUUAAGAAAAUUAACUCCCAACAAAUAAAACAAGCGAAAAAAAUACUAUUAAUAUUAUAAUAAAUUAUCUGACGUCGAUUAGUGAAAACAUGUCAACAUACAUUUCUAUUCAAAUUGUCCUUCUUGGUUGGUCAAAUAUUUGAGUAAUUGUUUAAAGGAAGAAUUUGCACAGAAAUCAAGACAUUUUGGGAUGUUUGAGGAACAAAUCCCUCACUUGUGUAAAUCGCUUGUGAUAAAAGCGUAUGCUAAAACUUAAAUGUAAACGUAAUGUCAAUUGCUUUGAACAUGAACGUAAACGUGUUAUUUCUACAAUAUUUCUCAUUUGGACAAACAGAACAUCAGAUUGAACAAAUGGGGGGGGGGUUACAAGUUUGUAGCAAAAAAUAUUUUUAAUUUAUUUAUACUGUUGUUAUUAUUGGUCUUUGUGUAUGAGGCGUGUACAUGUGGUAACAAUUAAAUUGUAAAAAUGUAAAAUAUUAAAUUAAAAAUAUUUUAGUUUCAGAUGAGCCCAGCCAUUUGAGUUGGAUAUUAAUUCAAAACAGCUAUAGUACAAGUUUGUCUUUCUAAGCCAGGUCAAACUAAAGACUCACGAAACGCAUGAAAUAUCUGUUAUUAACUUAGUAUUAGUUGUUGUUACUAUAAAUCAGACAACAGUUUUUAAUUAUCAGCAAUAAAAUCUUAAUAGGUGUCGCCUACACACAUAAUCUUAUAAUGUGUCUCCAUCUAGUUUUUUAUCCUUGCACACCCAAAGGUUUUCUCAUACGAAUCAACAUUUCUACUGAGCGGUAUGCAUGUGAUUGUUUUGGCAACGGCUACUACGGAUUCAAUAAUUUUAUCUUCUUGGAAAACCUGCGACACAGAGCACCAGUUAUCAGGCGAAUCCUGGUGGAAUUACGUGUCACAGUGACCGCUUUAAAUUUUACUCGCACGAUAACUUACAAAGACAGCAGGUCUUUACGACACUGCGAGAGGCUGGGUCGCUACAAUACCGAGCCUGUAAAUCGUCCGGUAGUAAUACUGGCGCCCAACCAGCGCGCCUAAAUCAGCACUCGCCUCUAGCUCAGAUAGCUUGGAUGAGACCUCAAGGUUGUGUGUCAUAAAAUCUGUUUUCAAAUAAGGCGAGCUUCCUUUCUGAUUUUGAAACUACAAUACCUUACACUUUAAUGCCUUUGUUGGGCCACCGUUUGCCCCAAAAUAUGCUUUAACGUUUAAUAAUCGUUUAUUGUAUACAAUCUUAAAAAAUACGUUCUUAAAAAAGACCGGGAAUCUGUCAGCAUAAAUAGGAAUAUUUAAAACAUACACUAAUUUUUUUUACGCAUUUCUGAAUGUCCCAAAAAUUUAAAAUAAAUAAAUAAAAGAAUUAGCGUUAUUUUACAAACCCAUCAGAUUUCUUGAAAAUAUCAAUACGAUAUAUAUUUUAUUCUUUUUUGGAGUCGAAAUGCUCCUGUUUGUGUAAAAUAACCAUUGAUGUGAUUAUUUUAUUUUGCAUAAUGACUGGCAGCAUUACAACAAUCUUUACCAUUACAGGUAUGUUAUUCUUACUUGGUAUAUUAUUCUUUUAUGAUUCUUAUUUGGUAUAGCAUCUUUAUAAACACGCGUCGGUUAAUUAUUUUGUAUACUGCGAGGUUAUUUAUUUUGCUUAAAACUUGACUGCAAACCAUGGAUUGCUAUUUGUGUUUCUAAAUAUUCAAUAAAAGCAUGGUCUAGGAAUACUACUA